AUGGCCAAGGGUUCCAGUCGGAUGGUGGAUGCGGAAAAUGACAGCUAUGUGGAUAAAGAUGACUUGGGAAGUACAGGAAUUAAAGCUGUAACCAGGGCCAUCACCAAAGAAGAGGCUCAGGAUAUCACGGAAGGAGCAAUCAUGGCAGCGUUUGAAAGACAAGAUCGUGAUGAUCCUCCGGGGGUUUCAUUAGCCAAUAUGUUGGAUAGUAAGUGCCCUAGACGCGAGUAUAAGCAGAAACCUAUCCUCAAAGCACUAACGCAUCUGCCAUCUCCAGGCAUCAGGAAUAGAUUCAUCGCCAAGAGAAAAGCCGUAAUAAGUGCUGAGAUUGUAAAUGGAGUGAGCAACAAGGUAGUUAUUAGCAAGGAAACGCCUACCAAGAUUAUUCGCAUUUGCGCUCGUCCUGAUAGGCAGCUCUCAAAAUUGAUGCCCAGGUCAAAAGAGAAGCUUGUAAAGAUGAAGAAGGAAUGA
Sclerotinia sclerotiorum 1980 UF-70 is the source of this 471-nucleotide messenger RNA. RefSeq lists its product with no specific name. The record is from RefSeq and is a predicted model, not a curated record. The transcript is spliced from 4 exons. The coding region runs from base 1 to 471 and encodes 156 amino acids. Lineage: Eukaryota; Fungi; Ascomycota; Leotiomycetes; Helotiales; Sclerotiniaceae.